Molecule: messenger RNA, 3245 nt
Organism: Syngnathus acus (greater pipefish)
Lineage: Eukaryota; Metazoa; Chordata; Actinopteri; Syngnathiformes; Syngnathidae
Gene: ctnnb1
Product: catenin (cadherin-associated protein), beta 1
Exons: 17
Coding region: 213-2564 (783 amino acids)
Biological process (GO): positive regulation of transcription by RNA polymerase II; cell adhesion
Cellular component (GO): catenin complex; adherens junction
Molecular function (GO): alpha-catenin binding; cadherin binding; transcription coactivator activity
Source: RefSeq, a predicted model, not a curated record
GCCAUCUUCCAUUUUCUAGUCGGCACCCAUCUGGACCAGACGUGAUUGACUUCGGAGGGAGCGGACGAGGGCUCCCGCUGAUUUUCGGCGUCACAUUUUCCUCUACUAUUUACAAAUUGAUUUUCCGCCCUCAUCUCAAUCCAAGUGGAAGAAUUUGCUUCGUUAUAACACGGAUCAGGAAGCUGUGACGGCUGUGGUUUGAGGAAAGGAACAUGGCUUCCCAGGCUGAUUUGAUGGAGCUGGACAUGGCCAUGGAGCCAGAUCGGAAGGCGGCGGUCAGCCACUGGCAGCAACAGUCCUACCUGGAUUCAGGCAUCCAUUCCGGGGCCACCACCACAGCCCCGUCCCUCAGCGGCAAAGGAAAUCCCGAAGACGACGACCUCGACAACAACCAGGUCAUGUAUGAGUGGGAGCAGGGCUUCAACCAGAAUUUCUCCCAAGAUCAAGUCCAAGACCUGGAUGGUCAAUAUGCCAUGACCCGUGCCCAGCGAGUGCGUGCGGCAAUGUUCCCGGAGACCCUGGAGGAGGGCAUGCAGAUUCCUUCCACGCAAUACGACACGGCAAAUCCUACCAAUGUCCAGAGACUAGCGGAGCCUUCCCAAAUGCUCAAGCACGCCGUGGUCAAUCUGAUCAACUACCAGGACGACGCCGAGCUGGCAACCAGAGCCAUACCGGAGCUCACCAAAUUGCUAAACGACGAGGACCAGGUUGUGGUGAACAAAGCGGCGGUGAUGGUACACCAGCUAUCGAAAAAAGAAGCUUCCCGCCACGCCAUCAUGCGCUCCCCUCAGAUGGUGUCAGCCAUAGUCAGGACAAUGCAGAACACAAACGACGUGGAGACGGCUCGCUGCACCGCGGGGACUCUCCACAACCUUUCUCAUCACAGAGAGGGGCUGCUGGCUAUCUUCAAGUCUGGAGGAAUCCCAGCGCUUGUCAAAAUGCUUGGUUCACCAGUGGACUCUGUCCUCUUCUAUGCCAUCACCACCCUCCACAACCUCCUCCUGCACCAGGAAGGAGCUAAGAUGGCGGUUCGUUUGGCCGGCGGGCUUCAGAAAAUGGUGGCCCUGCUCAACAAGACAAACGUCAAGUUCCUAGCCAUCACCACAGAUUGUCUCCAAAUCUUGGCCUAUGGAAACCAAGAAAGCAAGUUAAUAAUCCUGGCCAGUGGGGGGCCCCAAGCACUGGUGAACAUCAUGAGGACUUACACCUACGAGAAGUUGUUGUGGACCACAAGUCGAGUACUCAAAGUCCUGUCGGUGUGCUCCAGCAACAAACCUGCCAUUGUAGAAGCUGGAGGAAUGCAGGCUCUGGGACUCCACCUGACCGACCCAAGCCAGAGACUGGUCCAGAACUGUCUCUGGACUCUCAGGAACUUAUCGGAUGCUGCCACUAAACAGGAGGGAAUGGAGGGUCUAUUGGGGACCCUGGUGCAACUCCUUGGUAGCGACGACAUCAAUGUGGUGACCUGUGCGGCCGGCAUCCUGUCCAACCUGACUUGCAACAACUACAAGAACAAGAUGAUGGUCUGCCAGGUGGGCGGUAUCGAGGCUCUGGUUCGCACUGUGCUUCGGGCCGGGGACAGGGAGGAUAUCACAGAACCGGCCAUCUGCGCCCUGCGUCACCUCACGUCGCGACACCAGGAUGCCGAGAUGGCCCAGAACGCAGUCAGGCUGCAUUAUGGCCUGCCAGUCGUGGUCAAAUUGUUGCAUCCGCCGUCACAUUGGCCACUCAUUAAGGCGACAGUGGGUCUGAUCCGUAAUCUGGCGCUGUGCCCUGCCAACCACGCGCCUUUGAGGGAGCAGGGAGCCAUUCCCAGACUGGUUCAGCUGCUGGUCCGAGCGCACCAGGACACGCAGAGACGCACCAGCAUGGGUGGCACUCAGCAGCAGUUUGUGGAGGGAGUUCGCAUGGAGGAGAUCGUGGAGGGUUGCACCGGAGCCCUUCACAUCCUGGCCAGAGAUGUCCACAACAGAAUAGUCGUCCGAGGGCUGAACACAAUUCCGCUCUUUGUACAGCUGUUGUAUUCUCCCAUCGAGAACAUCCAGCGUGUGGCAGCGGGCGUCCUGUGCGAACUGGCUCAGGACAAAGAAGCCGCUGAGGCCAUCGAGGCGGAGGGAGCCACCGCCCCGCUCACAGAGCUCUUGCACAGUCGCAACGAAGGCGUCGCCACGUACGCAGCAGCGGUUCUCUUCCGUAUGUCAGAGGACAAACCUCAAGACUACAAGAAACGCCUCUCAGUCGAGCUCACCAGCUCACUCUUCAGGACGGAACCAAUGGCCUGGAACGAAACUGCAGAGCUUGGUCUGGACAUCGGCGCUCAGGGAGAGCCUCUGGCCUACAGGCAAGAAGACCCAAGCUACCGUUCCUUCCACUCGGCAGCUUACGGCGCAGACUCGAUGGGCAUGGAGCCCAUGAUGGAGCAUGAUUUGGGCGGGGGCCACCACCCCGGUCAGGACUACCCUGCGGUAGAGGGGCUUCCUGACCUGGGACACUCCCAGGAACUGAUUGAAGGCCUCCCACCUGGUGACUCCAACCAACUGGCCUGGUUUGACACAGACUUGUAAAUACCAAGACCAACAUAACUCAACACUUCCUACUAGCUGUAUUAUGUGAUCUGGAUGAACCUGCAUCUUGAUUCUCCCACAUGGAGGAGGCGGGGUUUAGAAAGUGCCUGACGAUGACCCAUCCUGUCUAUAGGGGCUCCAUUGGGACAAAGUUCGCUUCUGGUUUUAACCAGAGGAUGGUCGGUUGACUUGAAAUCCUGAUGCCACACAUGGAUUUGGAUCUCAGUUUUGUUUUUUGAAAUACCCUUUUUAUGUACUUUUCCAUUUUUAUUCUUUGUUUUUACAUUUAGCCCUGAAAUCUGUAAUGGUACAAAAUGCUUUUAGCUAGCUUGUUUUCAUUGAUUUCCAUGAUUCAAAGUUAGACUCAUUUGUUUUGUUUGCAGUUUUAUCUUUUCUUUUCUUUUUUUUGGUCUCGGGUAGUGUUUUUGGUGAUAAUGCUCCAUCCAAGUAAUGUACAUGACCACAUUUUAAAUGGUGUCCAAAACACUAGAGUAAAUCAUUUGCAUUGUAACAUUGUGUAGCUUUUGUAUAAAACAUUGGAAGUUGUGGUCCAAAUAUCGAGCUAUUUUCUUGCUUUAAAGGUGGACACUAAGGUGUCUCUGCUAUUCCAAAGGGGGUGUAGCUGGCCUAGCUGACGGAGGGAGGGAGGGAGGGAGGGCUGUUAUUAGUCUGUUACAAAAA